AAAUUCGUCCAUCUGCAAGUCACAACAGGGGAAUGAAGUCAUUUAGCCGCAAUCGCGGAAUUCAUCUUAGAGAGAGAGAGAGAGAGAGAGAUUUUCGCUGUCGAAACUCGAAACUCGAAACUCGAAUGUAGAGAUUCAUGUAUGGAAAGUUCUUUAGAUUUCUUGAAAUGAAACAAGGAUUUGGAGAGAUGUUUCCAACCUGAGAAGCGCGAACGAAAAUUUGAGCUCUGAUUUCUCCGGACUCCCAAGGUUUUCAAUCGGUAACGGUGUCUGUUAUUGUUCUUUCUUUGCAAUUCAUUCCCAAUCGAACAUGCAGAUUUUGAUUUUGGUCUUGGUUUUGGUUUCUCGUUAGAUCUCUGUUUCGAGUUGAGGGGGAUAAAAGAGUUGUUGAGGUAUGGGUGAUUUAAGGAUGGUGUUGAAGAUGUUGAGUUAUGUUCAUAGAGGUUCAGUGAACGUAAGUGUGGAGAAGUCUCGGGUUUGGCAACCUUGUAACAAGAAGAGAUCGUGAGGUUUGUGGAGGAGGGGGAGUGGGAGGGGAAGGGACUGAGAACUGAGAAAGGAAAUUUUCUCAAAUAAGAAGAGAGAGGAGAUUGGAGUGAGUGGUUUUCAGAGAAAAAAUUUGAAGAUUCAAAGAUGGCCUCUAGCUCUAGUGGCAACACCACCAGUGGUAGCCGAAGGCGUGUUGGGAAGUAUGAGCUGGGUCGAACACUCGGAGAGGGCACGUUUGCUAAGGUGAAGUUUGCUAGGAAUGUGGAGACCGGAGAGAAUUUUGCCAUUAAGAUCCUUGAUAAAGAGAAGGUUCUCAGGCAUAAGAUGAUCAGUCAGAUCAAACGUGAAAUCUCAACCAUGAAAUUGAUCCGGCAUCCAAAUGUCAUACGCAUGUAUGAGGUGAUGGCCAGCAAGACUAAGAUAUACAUUGUAUUGGAAUUUGUGAAUGGUGGUGAACUGUUUGACAAAAUUGCUGUUAAUGGUAGGAUGAAGGAAGAUGAUGCAAGAAAGUAUUUUCAGCAGCUUAUAAAUGCUGUGGAUUACUGCCAUAGCAGAGGUGUUUCCCACAGGGACCUGAAGCCAGAGAAUCUGUUGCUGGAUGUAAAUGGAAAUCUCAAAGUUUCAGAUUUUGGAUUAAGUGCAUUACCUCAGCAAGUUCGGGAAGAUGGGUUACUUCACACAACAUGUGGGACACCAAAUUAUGUUGCUCCAGAGGUGGUCAACAAUAAAGGUUAUGAUGGAGCAAAAGCAGACCUCUGGUCAUGUGGGGUCAUUCUUUUUGUCCUUAUGGCAGGUUACUUGCCUUUUGAAGAUUCUAACCUUAUGACACUGUAUAAAAAGAUCUUUAAGGCUGAAUUUUCUUGUCCUCCAUGGUUCUCAACAAGUGCAAAGAAACUAAUCAAAAGGAUCCUGGACCCCAAUCCUGUAACGAGAAUUACGAUUUCUCAGGUGAUAGAGAACGAAUGGUUUAAGAAAGGAUAUAAGCCACCUGUUUUUGAAUCAGCAGAUGUUGGUCUUGAUGAUGUGGAUGCUGCUUUCGAUGAAUCAGGGAAUUCUGAGAAUCUUGUUGUGGAAAGGUUAGAAGAAAGGCCAACCAUGAUGAACGCUUUUGAGCUCAUUUCAACAUCUCAGGGUCUCAAUCUUGGUACUCUAUUUGAAAAGCCAAUGGGACUUGUUAAAAGGCAAACGAGAUUUACAUCUAAAUGCCCUCCCAAUGAGAUUAUCUCAAAAAUUGAAGAAGCUGCCACACCCUUGGGGUUUGGAGUGAAGAAGAAAAACUACAAGAUGAAGCUUGAGGGCUCAAAAACUGGACGGAAAGGCCAGUUGUCCAUUGCAACAGAGGUUUUUGAGGUUGCCCCAUCCUUAUUUAUGGUCGAACUUCGCAAGUCUUCUGGAGAUACCCUGGAGUUUCACAAUUUUUACAAGGAUAUAUCAACUGGGUUGAAAGAUAUUGUAUGGAAGGAGUGAAAGGAAGUGAAGUAAAUAAAUGACGGUGUUGCAAACUGUUCGAUGCAAGUUAACUGUACAUAAUUAAGACAGUAGUGGUGUGUAUACAAUGGCUUUCACCUGUCAACCAAUAAAAAUUCAAAUGUGCCUCUGUUGAAUCAUGUGACCAUUCUCUUUCUAUUAAUUGGUAAGCUUCCAAUGAUGGAUAAACCAAUACAUUGACUUCAGGGAAAGUUUAACAUUCUACUACUCAGAAGGUAAACAUUUCAUUAACAUUGGAAGCAUAAUGAUUCUGCAUAUUAAGAAGUAUGUGAAGACAUAAAAGUUCAGCUGUAAUACACAAUAUUCAAGUUAAACAGGACAGGUUUUCAUCUGCAGCAGCAUCCCAUGAGAAUAAGAUGCUUUCCCUUUUGUGGAGCUUUUCGCAAA
Molecule: messenger RNA, 2364 nt
Organism: Macadamia integrifolia
Lineage: Eukaryota; Viridiplantae; Streptophyta; Magnoliopsida; Proteales; Proteaceae
Product: CBL-interacting serine/threonine-protein kinase 23-like
Exons: 15
Coding region: 634-1956 (440 amino acids)
Biological process (GO): protein phosphorylation; signal transduction
Molecular function (GO): ATP binding; protein kinase activity
Source: RefSeq, a predicted model, not a curated record